AUGAGGAAAUGGAAUCAUGCCAUCGUUGCACAUAUUCUGGUGGCCCUGUUUGGAAUGGGCUCAUGGAUCUCUGUGAACUCAUUAUGGGUUGAGUUGCCAGUUGUUGUAGGUGUUCUACCUGAAGAGUGGAACUUGCCAGCCUAUCUUUCAGUGCUGAUUGCAUUUGGGAAUUUGGGUCCAGUGGCUGUGACUUUAACCCACCACAUUGCUCCAGGGUGGCUGAAUGAACGCUUGGUCAUCCACAUCAUACAAGUGCUAGGGGUGGUUGCAGCUGCAUUUCUUGCUCUCUUUUGGUCCCAGGUAGUCAUAGUCGCUGGAGAGCCAAGAUCAGUCCCAUUCCUGCUGCUUACUUUUAUCCUGUCAUUUGUCUGCUGCACUUCCAACGUCACAUUCUUACCAUUCAUGUUCCGUUACCCCCCACAAUACAUCCGGACGUUCUUUGUUGGACAGGGUCUUUGCGCACUCUUUCCCUGUGUGGUUGCUUUGGGUCAGGGUGUAGGGAAACUGGAGUGCGUUGAGACACCCAACGGCACAGAGCCCCACUAUCUCAAAGAAAACUUCCCUGCCCAAAACUUCUUCUGGUUCUUGUCUGUGAUGCUGGCAAUUUCGGCCCUCAGUUUUUUUGCUCUGACAUACAGAGUGGUCAUCCCGACUGCAGCAGAGGAAAUUCCAAAGACUGAACAGGAAACAGUGAAAAUGGAGGAAGAGACACAUCCUUUACAAAAUGGAGGUUCCCCAGUUUCUGAGGAACAAGUUGAAGUUGAAAAACAGGCACCUGUUGUGGCCUUCUGGACGUCACGCAAUAUAUACCUGCUCAUGUUGCUGGGAAUAUCCAAUGCUUUGACCAAUGGUGUGCUGCCGUCCGUGCAGAGUUUCUCCUGUCUGCCUUAUGGCACCAUGACCUUUCACCUCUCUGUCGUCUUGGGCAACAUUGCAAACCCUCUGGCCUGCUUUGUGGCCAUGUUUGUCCUACUUAGGUCCAGCAUUGGUCUUGGAAUGAUGUCACUUGGAGGCUGUAUUUUUGCUGCCUAUCUCAUGGCCUUGGCUGCACUGAGUCCCUGUCCACCACUUUUAGGAAGUCAGUCUGGAGUUGCUGUAGUGGUUAAUCAUAUCCUGGAUCAUCUUCAUUGGCUUGUUCUCUUACCUGAAGGUUGUAGUUGGGACUCUGCUUCACGAAGCAGGUCAUGCAGCUUUGCUUUGGUGUGGGGUCUUCAUCCAGGCUGGCUCUCUCAUUGGAGCUCUCACGAUGUUCCCUUUAGUCAGUGUGUACCAGGUCUUCCAGCGAGCCCAGGACUGCACAGACAAUUGCAGUUAAAGGGUUACUCCACCGCAAAAUGAAAAUUUUGUCAUUAAUCGCUUACCCCAAUGUCGUUCCAAACCCGUAAAAGCUUCAUUCAUC
Molecule: messenger RNA, 1399 nt
Organism: Cyprinus carpio (common carp)
Lineage: Eukaryota; Metazoa; Chordata; Actinopteri; Cypriniformes; Cyprinidae
Gene: slc52a2
Product: solute carrier family 52, riboflavin transporter, member 2-like
Exons: 5
Coding region: 1-1338 (445 amino acids)
Biological process (GO): riboflavin transport
Cellular component (GO): plasma membrane
Molecular function (GO): riboflavin transmembrane transporter activity
Source: RefSeq, a predicted model, not a curated record